UCCUGUCAUAUCCUGUGUUUGGGGCAGUCCUCCAUCUUGGCUAGCAGCUAGCGGCUAACAGCUAGCAGAGAGAGUCUCUCCAGAGGAGCUGAAUGAACCCAAAAACACCGCAGAACCGACGGAACCGGGACUGUCUCUCAGAACCGACCCAGAACCAGACACCAGCACUCAGACCCGGACCCGGUCUGGACCCGGAACCACUCAGAACCCGGUUUCUAGCGGGCUAGCAUGGAGCUAACAGGCUAACUGAGCUGGUGAAGAGGAACUGUUGCUGCCGGCUCAGAGUGGCUCCAUGUCAGGCACAAACUACCGGAAAACAAGCCGAACCGAGCCGAGCCGGGCCACAUAACACUCCGGUCCUGUAGUCAGGACAGGAGCCAGUGAUGCCAGGUGAUCACCUGCUCAGGUAAACCCGAGGUAAAGUUAAACUAGCCCGCUACAGUUAGUAAGUUCAGGAGGGUGUUCUGGAGCUUCAUGACCGGACCUGCCUCACCCUGCCCCGGGUAACAUGUCCACCAGGACUCCGCUGCCGACUGUCAACGAGCGGGACAACGAGACCCAUGCCCCAGGGGAUGAUGGGCGUGGUCAGGUGUCGUCCCGCUCCGUCCGAUCCGCUCGCAGUAAAAACUCUUCGUCCACCGCAGACGAGACGCCGCACAUCGGAAAUUACCGACUGCUGAAAACCAUCGGGAAGGGAAACUUCGCCAAAGUCAAGCUAGCUCGACACAUCCCGACAGGACGAGAGGUGGCGAUCAAAAUCAUUGAUAAGACCCAGCUGAACCCCACCAGCCUGCAGAAGCUCUUCAGAGAGGUCAGAAUAAUGAAGAUCUUAAAUCACCCAAACAUCGUGAAGCUGUUUGAGGUGAUAGAGACAGAGAAGACUCUGUACUUGGUGAUGGAGUACGCCAGCGGAGGUGAAGUGUUUGACUACCUCGUUGCUCAUGGCAGGAUGAAGGAGAAGGAGGCCAGAUCUAAAUUUAGACAGAUUGUGUCUGCCGUUCAGUACUGCCAUCAGAGGCACAUAGUUCACCGUGACCUUAAGGCAGAGAACCUCCUGCUGGAUUCUGACAUGAAUAUUAAGAUAGCAGAUUUUGGGUUCAGUAAUGAGUUCACUGUCGGUGGGAAACUGGACACUUUCUGUGGUUCACCUCCAUAUGCUGCUCCUGAACUCUUCCAGGGGAAGAAGUAUGACGGUCCAGAGGUGGAUGUGUGGAGUCUGGGUGUGAUCCUCUACACUCUAGUCAGCGGAUCUCUGCCUUUUGAUGGACAGAACCUCAAGGAGCUGAGAGAGCGAGUGCUGCGAGGUAAAUAUCGUAUUCCCUUCUACAUGUCGACUGACUGUGAGAGCCUGCUGAAGCGUUUCCUGGUGCUGAACCCGGGGAAACGAGGAACUCUGGAGCAAAUCAUGAGGGAUCGCUGGAUCAACGUUGGCUCUAAUGACGAGGCGCUGAAACCCUUUGUGGAGCCGGAGAUGGACUUCAGAGACGAGAAGAGGAUCGACAUGAUGGUGGGGAUGGGUUACUCCAGAGAGGAGAUCAAUGAUUCGCUCUCCAAGAUGAAGUACGAUGACAUCACAGCCGCCUACUUGCUGCUGGGACGCAGAGCUGCUGAGGUGGAGGCGAGCGACUCCAGCAAAACUCGUCCGUCUCCUGCUCGUCUCCUCAGCCAGCGCUCCUCCUCCUCCAAACAGAGGAAGAACAAUGACCAAGUGGCCUCCUCGGCUGCUCCUCCCCCCAGGAGGAGUCAGACGACAGCUCCAGCAGAGGGGGAGGUGAAGCAGGAGGUGGGAGGUCAGAACAACAAGUCCAGUUCUGUGGAGGGAGGCAGUCCGCUGCUCGGCAACGCCAACAACCCCAACAUGUCCGACAUCCCUGAGCGGAGGAAGGCGCCAGUCACGCCCACUGGUGGAUGGUCCAGCAUGACGAGGAGGAACACGUACGUUUGUACUGAGAGGAACUCAGCAGACCGAAACUCUGUGGUCCAGAACGGCAAAGAGAACAGUUCCACCACCACCACCCCUCAGAAGUCAGCGGGCGGAGCCUCCACCCACAGUGUGAGCAGCGCAGCGACUCCACCUGACCGGCUGCGUUUCCCUCGAGGGACGGCGAGCCGCAGCACCUUUCACGGAGGUCAGCUGAGAGAGAGACGCACCGCCACCUACAACGGCCCCCCCGCCUCCCCCAGCCUGUCACAUGAUGCCCAGUCGCGAGCCAGAGGAUCCACCAACCUGUUCUCCAAACUCACCUCCAAAAUCGCACGCAGAAGUGUGUCAGAGGUUGAGAGGAAUGGGAUACCUGAGGGCUCCAGUCGUAACGUAUCAUAUGAACAGAAGGACGAUCCUAGUUCUCCUAAUGCUCCUCUGCUGAGGGAUUCGAAGCCUCGCUCCCUGAGGUUCACCUGGAGUAUGAAGACCACGUCCUCCAUGGAGGCUCAGGACAUGAUGAGGGAGAUCAGGAAAGUCCUGGACGCCAACAACUGCGACUACGAGCAGCGCGAGCGCUUCAUGCUGCUCUGUGUCCAUGGUGACGGACACGCCGACAGCCUCGUCCAAUGGGAGAUGGAGGUCUGCAAACUACCCCGCCUCUCGCUCAACGGGGUCCGCUUCAAACGGAUUUCAGGAACGUCCUUCGCCUUCAAGAACAUUGCCUCCAAGAUCGCCAACGAACUCAAGCUCUAGAGACAGACAGGUAGAGAGAGAGAGAGAGAGACGGGUCAGAGACAGACAGGUAGAGAGAGAGAGAGAGAGAGAGUGAGGGGUCAGAGACAGAAAGGUGGAGGGACAGACAGGUAUAGUGAAUGACAGACAGGUGGAGCAUACUGGUAGUUUGUCAUGUUUCAGUGUGUUCAUGUUGAAUUAAAGUCAUUGAUUGUUUCCCUCGUCUGCCCCCAGCACAGCAGGGGGCAAAGGAUCAUGGGAUUUGGAGUCCAGUGUUAUGAAAACCACACAGGAAGUGUUCUGCUGUGAUGUACAUUUGUUUUAUUUUGAAAGGCCCUCCGCAGUGACACAUGGAAAGUGGGCGGGGCCCUGUGGAUGCAGACAGGCUGAGUCCAUGUUUGUGAAUGUAAAUAGUUUGUCUGACAGACUCAUCUGGUUAUCAUUUGUUUUCUCUUUUGUACAUGUGAGCAGUCAGCUGAUCAAUAGCCGAUCAACAGCUGAUCGUCAGCUGAUCGACAGCUGAUUGAUAGCUGACUGUUUUUUGUUAAGUGAACUUCAUGUUCACCUGUGUCUCAUUAAACACCUUGAACAGCU
This is a messenger RNA of Sebastes umbrosus (honeycomb rockfish), 3250 nucleotides long. RefSeq names its product MAP/microtubule affinity-regulating kinase 3-like. Bases 509 to 2677 code for a protein of 722 amino acids. Gene Ontology annotation, molecular function: ATP binding; protein serine/threonine kinase activity. Gene Ontology annotation, biological process: intracellular signal transduction; protein phosphorylation. Gene Ontology annotation, cellular component: cytoplasm; plasma membrane. The record is from RefSeq and is a predicted model, not a curated record. The transcript has 18 exons. Lineage: Eukaryota; Metazoa; Chordata; Actinopteri; Perciformes; Sebastidae.